Molecule: messenger RNA, 697 nt
Organism: Manis pentadactyla (Chinese pangolin)
Lineage: Eukaryota; Metazoa; Chordata; Mammalia; Pholidota; Manidae
Product: RNA/RNP complex-1-interacting phosphatase-like
Exons: 4
Coding region: 122-466 (114 amino acids)
Molecular function (GO): polynucleotide 5'-phosphatase activity
Source: RefSeq, a predicted model, not a curated record
GAGGUGGUGUGGGUGUUGCUGCCUAAACUCUUCCGGUCCGAAGUCUUGUUCUGGCCGAGAGGGAGCCGAACUGGCGGCUUUGGGGCUUUUGGCGUUGGGUGGAUGGCGUCUUGGGGCCCAGAUGAGCCAAUGGGAUCCUGCCCGCUACGGCUGGGGCCAGAGAGGCAUCUUUUCCGGACGGCCCUCCGGCGAGAGGAAGGGUGGAAGCCACACCCGCGAAAGGUGGAAAGACUAUAUCACAGUUGGACAGUGGAUUCCAGGGACCUGUUUCAUUGCCUUCAAAGUUCCUUUGGAAAAGAGUUUUGAAGAGAAUCUUGCUCCAGAAGAAUGUUUUUCCCCCUUGGAUCUUUUUAACAAAGUCCAAGAACAGAAUGAAGAACUUGGACUGAUUAUUGAUUUAACAUAUACUCACCGCUAUUAUAAGCCAGAGACAAACUUAUCGGCGUCCACUGUACCCAUGGUGUAAACAGGACUGGCUACCUCCUCUGCAGGCGAGUUGCCAACCUCGAGAGGCAGACCCUGUUCCAGUUGUUUGGUUUACAAUAGUAAUGUAAGCUGGUUGCAGAAAAUCUGCGUAGAAACUUAUGAAAUCGAAAGGAGUCUUACUCCCACGCAGAGAUACCACUGGAAAUCGUUUAACCUGUUUUUUCACACUUUAAAAAUGCAGACAUAAGCAUAUACAUGUACUUUAAUGGUA